This is a messenger RNA of Botrytis sinoallii, 2022 nucleotides long. RefSeq lists its product as uncharacterized. The transcript is spliced from 2 exons. Gene Ontology annotation, cellular component: endoplasmic reticulum. Lineage: Eukaryota; Fungi; Ascomycota; Leotiomycetes; Helotiales; Sclerotiniaceae. The record is from RefSeq and is a predicted model, not a curated record. Bases 441 to 1850 code for a protein of 469 amino acids. Gene Ontology annotation, biological process: regulation of lipid storage.
GUUACCUAAGUGUGAGCGACUCCUCGCUGUCCCGUUUAACGUUCUGAUUUCAAAGAUGCAUCCAGUUAUGUUCCUUGAAGUAGAUAGAUACUCUCCUACUCCUAGAACAGCAGGAUGCAGUUUUCCGAGCCAAUUUUUCUGUUUCCUUGCAGCCAUUACUACGCAUUUCUUCCCACCAACUCCCUCAAACGUCAACCCCUUGUGUCAAAGUUCAAAAUUUCCCUUUUCCAUCUCUCUCUACCAUUGAACAUACCAAGAGACAAUCAGUCUCCAACAAAAUCACCAGUCAUUCGCACGUGAUAUGUCCACCCCUCGGAAGUGCUUCGGCAAUCCCAGCGUCCGACCCAUACCUCUCGAUAACACAGCGAGCGUCCAAGUAUGAAAAUCGAUAUUGACACCAAUUCCCAAGAUCAUUCAUUCUUGUGUCUGUCUGUGAAGCGAUGCUUUCCACGGGUACCAUUCCCCAAAGUCUCAACUCCAUACACAACACCUUCGCAAAGAUAGUACUAAACCGGUCCCUCGGUAUUCCCAUAUCUCUCUUUGCCGGCUUGGCAACUACUUCGUUGAUUUUCUUGACACUUCGCGAUACUUCUACUUGUACACCUACACGCGUCACCAGGAUUUCUUCGUCCGAAUCACAAUUAGAUGCAAAGACGACUUCUCGUAUAAUUCCCAGUCCGCUCAAGACCCAGAUUCCCACAUUGUCUCACGAAGAAAUAUCCACGCUACCUUACCCGCCGGAUAUAUAUCCCGGUGCCCGUGACGUCCCCAGUCCCUAUGGCAGCACACGAGCGUAUGAAUUUGGUCCGGUGACCGGCCCCAAGGUGCUCCUCGUCCAUGGGAUUUCCACUCCGUGUAUUGCGCUCCACUCCCUCGCUACUACUCUCGCUACCACGCACGGAUGCAGAGUCCUCCUUUUCGAUCUUUUUGGAAGAGGGUACUCGGAUGGUGUGAGCGAUUUGCCGCAUGAUGAGAGACUUUAUACGACGCAGAUUUUGCUUGUGCUUACUUCUUCUUCGCUAUCUUGGGUCGGGGAUGGGUUUCACAUUCUUGGGUUUUCCAUGGGUGGAGGGAUUGUGGUUGCUUUCGCAGUCGCAUUUCCAAAAAUGGUGAAAGAUGUGAUUUUGUUGGCGCCAGCGGGUUUGAUCAGGGAGGAACAUUUUGGUUGGAAAGGGAAGAUGAUGAGAAAGUGGUGGUUUCCUGAUGGACUAUGGGGGUGGAUUCUUAGGAGGAGAGUUAGCGGGUCCUAUGAUACCGUGCCAAGUCCUUCAUCUUCUCCUUCUACUUCCCUCCAAAUCUCUGAUCCGCAAGCCGAUGAUAAACAAUAUGAGAGCCAAGCACAAGUAGAUUCAGAACUCACAACUGCUGUUCCCGCUUCCUCUGCUGCAACGAACGCAGAUACUAGAUUAUCAUUUGAUGAUACACCUAUAUCAUCCCUGCUACCGCACAUAACCGUAGGACAAGUGAUGCGAUGGCAAAAACAACAACAUCGGGGAUAUACAAACGCAUUCGCGAGUUCAAUCAUGUAUGCGUCGAUUUCCGGACGCAAGGAAACAUACAAGGAACUCUGGGGUUCCUGGGUUAGCAGCGUUGGCGCGGAGAAGAGCGAACAUAACAAGCGAAAGAAGAUUUUGAUCAUGGUAGGAGAACAUGACGACGUGAUUGUGGCAGAAGAAUUAAAAGAAGAUUUAAAGACAGCGGUGAUGGAAAGAUUCGGGGCUAGAGACGACGGGAGUGAUAUUUUUGAUGAGAAAAUUGUCUGGAAAAGCAUCGAGAGCGCGGGUCAUGAAUUCCCAAUCACGAGGGGAGAGGAGGUCGCGAGCUUCAUUGGGGAAUUCAUAGGUGUAUGAAGAUGUACGGGAAACAAGAGAGUUUUGCGCACAUGACGGUGUUCUUCACACGUCUUUUAUAUUAUAUGUCACGAACAUGUUAUACGACCAGGAGCGUCCAAGUACAAGUUUAGAAUAAUCUGCUAGAAAAUAUCAAACCACACAGAUUUCCAAAUCUCAAAGCUAUAAAAUC